This is a messenger RNA of Brassica napus (rape), 2919 nucleotides long. RefSeq lists its product as uncharacterized. NCBI's taxonomy places the organism in Eukaryota, Viridiplantae, Streptophyta, Magnoliopsida, Brassicales, Brassicaceae. The transcript has 5 exons. The record is from RefSeq and is a predicted model, not a curated record. The coding region runs from base 542 to 2851 and encodes 769 amino acids.
UCUCUCUUUUCAGUCACUUCGUCACUAUCGUUUAGCUUUUGUCUCCUUUCACCUUUUUAACUCGACUGCGAAUAUUACCCGUUGAGUUGAGUCCCAUUUUUUGACAAAACACUUUUUUUUAAAGCUCAGUUUCUUUUUUGUAAUAAAAUAAAAAUAAAUGAGAGUGUGUUUCUUCUUCUUCUUCCACUGUACAAAUCGUCGCUUUGCUGAUUUCCAUCUGUCUCCUUUCUUUCCCCUUUCUCGUAACUUGUCGAUAUUUUGCUCUAAUGUACACUCUUCUUCUCUGCUUUUCCUAAAGAGAUUCUUCUUCUUCCUCCUCCUCCUCCUCACGAGCUCCAAAGUUUCAGAAAAAAAGCUGAUAAUCUUUUUAUAAUUAAAAGAAGUCUUUUAUCUUAAGCUUUGAGCUCAGAUUCUGUCAAGAUAUUCUUUCACCAGAGAAUGAUUGUUAUUCUCCGGUGAAGUUAUUGGAAUGCGAGACAUUUAUCUGUGUGGUGUUUCCUUCUCUCUGAGCUUUUGUGUCGGUCGUUAGGGUUUGGUGGUAAUGACGGGUGAGUUACAGGAGACGGUGGCGCCGUGUGGGGCCAUAACUGAGAAACGGCCAAGUAGACUCAGCGGUUGCGUCGGCGUUUUCUUCCAGCUCUUCGAUUGGAACCGACGCUUCUCUAAAAAGAAGCUCUUUUCUCGCAAAUCUCUUCUUCCUGGGAAACAAGCUUCUAAGAGGUUUGGUGGGAAUGAUAAACUGCUAAAAUCUAAGCUUAACCUGAUUGAUGAUGAGAACAGAGGAAGUUUCCCGAACCGAGGUGAAGUUGUGGAGUUUAAAAAGCAUGAGAUGAGACCUCCUAGCUUGGUAGCACGUUUGAUGGGACUUGAAUCAAUACCAUCUAACCACAAGAAGAAGAAGAAGUCAUCACAUUUGAUGAAUCAGGACAAGGAUAAAUGCCUUUUGUCUGACGAGGAAGAUAGUGGUUUGGAUAAGUCUAGGCCAGAGAAGAUGCAGAGAACAAUAACAGGUGUGUGUGAUAGGCGUGUUAUGGUGAAGAAGUUUGGAUCAGACGCCAUGCAGAUCAAGAACGUUUUGACCCGAGUAAGGAAACAUCAUCACCAGCAUCAGAAUCUGGCUUCUCCUGUUAAAAGCCCGAGGCUUCAGAGACGUAACUCUAGGUUGAUCAACGCUGCUGCUAGGAUUCUUGAACCGGGGAAGAGAAAUUUGAAAUACAACGCUAUUGCUUAUCCAAGUUCUUCGAGGACUAUACGGUGUGGAAGUGUUGGGAAAGAGCCUGCUGUUUCACCUGAUUAUAACACUAGUGUUGCUUCUUGUAAAGCCUGUGGUAGCUUUGUUGAUGUUCAUGGUACUAGUUCGGUAAGUGAAGAAAGUGGAAAGAACAUGGUUUGUGUUUCUGAAUCAACUCCCUUUGAGAGGAGUAAAAGAAGUGUGCAUUGGAGAAAUCAAGAACCAUCUGUGCCUGUUUAUGGUAAAGGCAGAGGAUGUAUAGAUCAAAUGGAGAGGAAAGCUCUUCACCGUGCUCGGUUUGACUUCAAUGGGAAGCAUGUGAAGGAUGAAAUAUCAAUGCCAGGCGACAGAAUGUUUCCUCAGUCUUACACCUUACAGAGAAGCAGAGGUUCGUCUUCACCUGCCAAUGCAUCCAACUGUAAAGAGAAGGACUUUAUUGCCAUCAGUAGAGGUUCAAGUAGCAGGGAGGAGUCUUCUAAUAGAUCAGGCCUAAACACUUGUGCACGGAAGAGAAGGCUAGCUUGUGCAAGUAGCUCUAUGAGUAGUCCAGUGUCAAGACGAGGAGAUGGUAAACGCUCUUGGGAUUGUAGUAAUGAAACAGCAUUUUCACCAUUGAAACUUGGUUCAUCUCAUAGAAGUUAUAGCCAAGGCUGCAAGGAAACUAAAGAGAGAAAAGGACCGCCACGUGUUCCGAAUCAGAUGGGUCAGAGAAGAAUACAAGUUGAUGCCGGUACUGUGGGUUUGAUUCAGCAGAAGUUGGAAGAAAUCACUUCUCAAGAAGAAGAUGCAUUGCCCAGUAAACCGGCCUCUUUGAUCCUCCAUGAGUUGCUUUCUUCACUAGCACGCGAGCAGUCUUCUUAUACCCUGGACGUUGAUACAGCUACUCAGAGGAAAGGCAAAACAGAGAUGUGGAGUUCCAUUGGUAACGCAAACAGUGACUACACAAGCCCUGGCUCCGUACUGGAUGCAUCUUUCUCUAACGAGAGUUGCUUUUCCAAUAGCUUUGACAAUGUCUCAGUUCCAGGACAGAUGAGGCUACCUCUAGAGCCAGUAGACCCCGAUUGGGACGCUCUUGAAGUAACUUUGUUCAAGAACUCAACAAGUGGUGGUAACUAUCAAACAAUCACCAGUCUGGUCAGCCAUGUCUCCAACGUCUUGCGAAGUUUAAGCAACACAGGUCUUAUAUUAACGCAGCAGAGAUUCACCAACGCAAGAGAAGUCAUAAUCCACACCGAGCUAUUGGCUCCCCAAGACAACUACCUGAUCGGGCAAGAACUCUUCGACGAACUUAUGAUCUACGCAGCUCGUUCCGAUAAUCUGCUUAAUCUCCCUGGAAUAACCGGAGGGUUCCUCGUGGAUGCAAUGAUCGAACACUUGGAAGAAAGAAACAUUUCCUGCGGACUAAAGCCUUCGAGUGCUGAAGCAUCAGAGUUGAUUCAAGGUGUUCUUGGGGAAGUUCCAAAGUGGGCAGCAUUGGCACGGGUUGACUUGGAUGAAGUUGUCAGUAUCGAGAUGGAGAAAUGGAUGGAUCUUGAAACACAUUUGUUUGGAGUUGGAACAGAGAUUGCGUAUGAGAUCGUUAUGUGUUUGGUCGAAGAGUUAGCUAUGGAUCUACUUUAGUAUUUGUGUAAUUCACACUAUUAAACCAUUUGAAUCAUAUGAUCAAUGCUUAUUGUUAAAUCUAGCUA